Cyphellophora attinorum is the source of this 2082-nucleotide messenger RNA. Its product is annotated as Serine protease/ABC transporter B family protein tagD. Gene Ontology annotation, molecular function: serine-type endopeptidase activity. Bases 1 to 2082 code for a protein of 693 amino acids. NCBI's taxonomy places the organism in Eukaryota, Fungi, Ascomycota, Eurotiomycetes, Chaetothyriales, Cyphellophoraceae. The transcript has 2 exons. Gene Ontology annotation, biological process: proteolysis. The record is from RefSeq and is a predicted model, not a curated record.
AUGGGUCUCAUUCAGAUCAACGGCAACACUUUCGACCCGUCCACUGCUCGCGCGUCAGUGCGAACUCAAAGCGCGGGAGCAGCAGAAAACGAAAAUGCUUCCAAAUCCAAAUAUAUUCUGGUCCAGAGCAAUGGACCUCUGAAGAAGGCUGAAAAGCAAGCCCUUGCUGACGCCAAAGUUGCUAUCAAAGAAUACGUGUCCGAGAACACUUAUCUCUGUCGUUAUGAGCCCGAAGACAUCGCUCCUGUUCGUGCACUCGACUUCGUCCAGUACGCAGCCGACUAUUCAACGGACUUCGUCGUCAACCCAUCUCUGCGUGUCCACACAGUCGGACCACCUGGACACAUCUCGAGCCGCACCCAUACCGUCGAUGUUGUCUUCCACAAGGACUGUCAAUUAAGCGGAUGCAAGAAGGAGUUGUGCGAGGCCGCCCAUCUCGAUCCGGAAGAUAUUGAUCUGGAUGGCUCGAAGGGAAAGAUCCGCCUCACCGUGCAGGAGCAAUUCCUCGACGCUCUUGCCGCGCUAGACGAUGUUGCGACCAUCCAGGAGGUCAAACCCAACAGGCUCUUCAACAACGUUGCUCGCGGUAUCUUGAAAGUUGAGAAUGUGGACGUCAACGGGACCACACUCGAUGGCAGUGGCCAGAUUGUCGCCGUCGGAGACACUGGGGUAGACUCCUCCCACCCGGCAUUUGCAGGUGCCAAUCGGAUCAAGAAACUGAUUGCUCUUGGACGCGUCACGGGCAGCGGCAAGACAAACGACCCCGAUGGGCACGGUACUCAUGUAUGUGGAUCAGUUCUUGGUUCGGGCACCCUGUCAAACGGCGAGCCUAUACAAGGAUCGGCUCCCGCUGCCACUCUUGUGAUGCAGUCGCUGCUCGACAGUCGUGGUGGGCUAGGUGGGAUUCCUGACGACCUUGACGACCUGUUCGGUCCGGCCUACAAGGAGGGCGCUCGAGUCCACAACAAUUCAUGGGGUUCUUCUCAGCCGGGCCUUGCGUACGACCAGUCGUGCCAGGAGAUUGACGACUUCGUUGUCCGUAAUCCUGAGAUGGUCAUUGUCUUCGCAGCCGGAAACGAUGGUGUGGACAACGACUCGAACGGCAGCAUCGAUCUCCGCCAGAUUGGAUCACAAGCCGCAGCAAAGAACUGCAUUACAAUUGGUGCCUCCGAGAACGAUCGUCCUGACUUGACAGUCGCGUACGGCGUGUCGGGCAGUGGUCGUCGUGAUCCUCGAUACGCUGUCGAGCCCAUCUACGGCGACCAAUACGCGGACGACCCGAACGGAAUGGCUGCUUUCAGCUCUCGUGGUCCGACCCGUGAGAAGAGGUUCAAGCCUGACGUCGUUGCUCCUGGCACGUGCAUUCUCAGCGCGCGAUCCUCGCUUGUGGCAGACAGUGGCUUUUAUGGACAGUCGCCCGACCCAAAGUACAUGUACGAGUCUGGCACGAGCAUGGCGUCGCCAUUGGCGUCCGGUUGCUGCGCCCUGCUCAGGCAGUUCCUCGUGGCCAAUCCGCCGGAGCAGACGCAGAACGCUCCGCCUUCUGGGGGCAGUCAGCAGCCAAUCGCAGCCCCUUCGUCCUACUCGCCCACAGCCGCACUCGUCAAGGCCCUGCUGAUCAAUGGCGCUGUUGAGCUCCCUGGUCAGUACACCCCGUCCGAGGCUGGUACAUCGCCGAAUCCAAACUCUGGCUGGGGCCGCAUCUCUGUCGCUGAUUCCGUUGGCGCCACUGAGGGAACCAAGAUCGGCUACGGUGAGCACCCGGGUGUGGACGAAGACGAUGUUGUCGAGAUUCCGGUCACAAUCGAUGCCGCCGGAACUGGAACUCAGACACUAAAGGUCACACUGGUCUGGACCGAUCCUGCUGGCGCCAUGCUGCAGAACGACCUGGACCUCACGGUCACUGCUGGAGGCUCGGAGAAGCAUGGGAACGUCAGCAGUGGAAGUGCUUUCGACCGUGUCAACAAUGUUGAGCAGGUCAAGUGGGAAGGUGUCCCUGCCGGGGAGGCGAAAAUCAGGGUUAGUGUUCAGCGCUUGACCAGUGACAAGCAGGCCUUUGCUUGGGCCUGGAAGGUUUACUAG